AUGCCUCAGAGCCCGGAGCCGGCUCUGGCUGCGCGUUCAAGCGGCGGCACCCGGCGACUCGCCAAGCGAACUGUUCGCACAACCGUGCUCUAUCUGCUUCCCUCUAAGUUCCAGAGGGAGAAGUUUCUCAACAGAAAGCAGGAGGCCAGCACUGGGGAGAGUUUUCUGCCCAGAAUUGGCCCAUGUGUAGACAGGAGUGAGACUCGUCAAAAGUUUCCUCAGGUGGUGAAGGUCUCCAUGGAGAGCAGCCCUUAUUUCCAGCUGGCCUGCCCCAGUGAUGUGUACCACAUCGUGCCACCGGGCGCCUCUGCCCCUGUGCGCAUCCGCUUCACCCCCGACGAGAACAAGAAUUAUUCCCAUGAGCUCACCUGCAUCACUGCCAAGGAGAAGAUAGUUGUGCCGAUUGAGGCCAUCGGUGCUCGAGCCAUCCUGGACUUCCCUGCCCAGGUGGAGUUCUCAGAGUGUCCGGUCAAGUACACAACCCAGAAGAUUCUGCUGGUUCGCAAUGUCGGUAACCGGACAGCUCAUUACCAGCUCAGCACCCAGAGACCUUUCUCCGUGGUGCCGACCUCAGGAAUUCUGGGCGCUGGUGACACCGCACAGGUGACAGUGACAUUUCACGCGCUGACCAACGGGGACCAUUUUGGGUCCCUAUGCUGCAACACAGAUGAAGAAAGUAUCCAGGUAAAGCUCCAUGGAGAUGCUGUAGAACUCGAUAUUGUGUUGAGCACAAAUUCCGUGGAUGCUGGCAAGACUUUCAUCACCAAGUCACACCAGACAACCGUGUUAAUCGAAAAUAGGAGUAACAUCACAGCACACUUCCAGUGGAAGGCUCUUCCUACUGAGGAAGAUGAGAACGAAGAGAAGAGGAGGCAGAGUCUUUUCCUGCACCCCUCAGAUGAGGACUGGCUGGAAAACUUCAUGGAGGAGAAAGAAGUAGAGAAGGAGCAGGGCUUUUGCGAAGAUCACACUACCCUCCUGAGAAGCAGGGUCCCGGAGAAAAAGGCAAAGGUGCAAGAAGAUCCCCUGCUCUUCUCCAGUGACAUUUUUUUCAUUGAGCCAAUGGAGGGAGAAAUUGGGCCCAACUCUUCGGCUGAAAUCAAGGUGACCUUCAAACCCAUGGAAGCAUUGGAGUAUGGAAGUGUGGCUUACUGCAGCAUCUCAGGCCGUGAGAUGAGGCUGCCCCUGCUCCUCAGAGGGGAAGGCCAAGGACCCUUGGUUGAAUUCAGCAUCCCUACACUGAACCUCGGGAAUGUUUUUGUCUACACCCCCUACGUCUAUGAGGUGGAACUGAUGAACCAAGGAGCUCUUGAUGCUCCCUUCACCUAUAUCCCUUCAACCACAGAGGUGGACUUCCAUUUCAAGAUUAAGCCCGAGCGGGGCAUCAUUCCAGCAGGUGGGACCCAGACUGUUCAGGUCUCCUUCCAUACCAACGUGUUGGGGUGGUUUGAGGAAGAAUUUCAAUUCAGUAUCACUGAAUCUCCUACACCUGUGAUCCUGACGGUCAGGGGCACCGUCACUGGACCGGAUUUAUACUUCGAUGUCCCUGACCUCGACUUCGGGGACGUCUCCUUUGGCUUUCCCUGCACCAAGAGCAUUUGCCUCACUAACAACUCCGUGGUGCCUGUGACAUUCAAGCUCCGCAUGUCAGAGGAUGGCAUGCAGCCGGCUGUGAGCAGCUUUGAUCAAAUACACAAAGAAGGUGACCCAUCCUGGGACAAGGGAAUUAAAUUCUGUAUGGAGCCAAGGGAGUUCACAAUGAAUCCCAGCCAAGGGACCAUCGUCCCCCAGGGACACCAGCAUAUUAAGGUGACCCUCUGUUCCAACACUGUGACGAGAUUCAAACGGAGAUUGCUGGUGGACCUGAAGGGUAUUGCUAAGGAAGUGGCAACGGUGUUCAUCAUAGCCAGAUGUGUUGUUCCUGAGCUGAAUGUGUUCCCCAUAAUCCUGCCGUACCGUGAGUGCCUCCUGAAGGUGCCAUAUGAGAGGAAGCUCUUUGUUACGAAUUCCACCAGCCUUCCUGGCUGCUACGGGCUUAUUCCCCAGAAACGUGAGGAGGACUCUCCUGUGCUCUACAGCAGCCCCAAGCCCUGUGGGAUUGUCCAGCCUUUCAGCACUGCAGAGAUCCCAGUUGUAAUCGAAGUGCAGACAGUGGGCGAGCAUCGCACCAACAUUCUCGUCGGCGUGUUUGGGGAUGCGAGACACCCACGGGGAGUAGAAUUACGGAGCACUGGAUGGCUGGAUGAAAUCUACCCAAGUCCAACUCUGUUAGAGUUUGGCAGGAUCCCAGCUCUACAACCCUCUUCAAAAAGCUUUACCAUCUUCAGUGAAUGUCUCGUCCCUGUAGCCUUCAGCGUAGACAUUCUUUCCAAAUCCUACUGCUUUGUUGUUGAACCCAGUGAAGGAGUGAUCCCUGCUAGGGGUGAGGUUCCUGUGACUGUCACAGCAACCCUGGAUGACACUGUGGGUUUUGAGGACUCUGUCCAGCUGUUCAUUAGGAACCGCCUUUGGAACACCGUCUAUCUCCAGGCUUUCGGCAUUGGCACCACAAUUGUCAUAGAUGAACCAUUCGCCCCAGAGCUCAACUUGGGAUACCAAUUCAGCCUGGUGCCCUGUAUUCGUCAGUUCAAAGUAACAAACAAGGGCCGCCGUUACCAUCAGCUCUUCUGGAGUGCAGAAUGCUACAGCCCACCUGAGGAGGAGGCCCAGAGUGUCUCAGGCCUCAGUAGCCCCAAGGCCAAGGGUGAUUCUCGGAGCCCCAAACGUGCCAGGCCUGUGUUUGGGCUGGAGCCACUAUCGAUGGACCUGCAUCCAGGCCAGUCUGAGGACAUGGUGCUGCGAGGCUUCUCCCGCAUCCCACAGGAGGUGCAGGAUUAUGUGUUCUGUGAUACUAUCAUUGGGACAGACCCCAAGAUGGAGAGGAUAAUAGAAACAAUCAUCACCUGUGAGUUUAUUCAUCCCUCUAUAGAAGUAUCAGCCAGAGAAUUCUCUUUCUAUGUGGAGAAGAAACCCAGUGAUGUCCUGAGGCUGCAGUACCAGCCUUUGUCUUUAAAAAACACCUGCCUGCUGCCACUGGACCUCAUGCUGGACUUGGAGCAGCCGUUCCAGGUCUGUGAUGAGGAGCAGCAGCCCCUCCCAGGUGGCCAGCCUGUGAGAGUGGAUGUAGGGGAGACCUGCCAUCUCUACAUCGUGUUUGACCCAGCUUAUGAACUGGAUUUUAAGAGCUGGAAAGAAGAGAAGGUUCUAAAGAUAGACAUGGUCAGGGGCCAUCCUUUUGUGGAGUGUAUCAGCCUUCAGGGAGAAGUGCACUUCCCAAAUCUCGAAAUGCAGCCCAGCUCCCUGGAGUUUGGCUGCAUCAGGAUUGGCACUGAAGAAGUGCGUUUCCUGGAGAUAACCAACUGCAGCCCACUGCCCGUCCAGUACCACUGGUCAUUCCAGUCCGACAGCGAGGUGACCAGGUUUAGAGAUGAGCUUUACCCACCUAAAUUCAAACCCCAACCACCAAAGGGGAAGGCAACCUAUUUGGAUCACCCAGCAUCUCGAUGGAGACACUGCAAGAUGAGAUAUGAGGAGACAGCCAGAAUGCUGAGCACAAUGCAGGAUUUUAACCAAUCUUUAAGAGACAAGGCUUUCAGUAUCCUGCCAGUGUCAGGUGUGCUGCAGCCAGGAGAGAGCCAGCAGGUCUCCUUCACCUUCUGUGGCCACCUCAACACCAUCUCCAAUGUCACGGCGCUGUGCCACGUGGAGGGAGGCCCCACCUACGAGGUGCUGGUGACUGGGGAGAUCUCACAUGUCAGCUACCUCGUGAGGCCCCAGGAGAUCAACUGUGGCUUACAGAUGUUUAAUGAAGUUCGUCACAGCAAUGUCACCCUGGUGAAUGGUGGCAAGAUUGAACUCAACUGGGUGCUAAACCCUAGCCCUGCAGAUAAGCAUGUGCCUGGUGUGUUUCUGGUCAACCCCACCACUGGUUCCCUUGCACCUGGCAAGAAGCGACUGCUGAAAUUCUCUUACAUGCCAGGAUUACCAGGAGCCUUCAGCAGGACUUACCAGCUUAAAGUGGGUGACCUGGAACCAGAGAACAUCUGUCUGAAAGGAGAAGCAUCCUUUCCCAUGAUCAGUCUGGACCUGCCCUGGAACAUCAGAGGAAAUGAAAAAUAUGAGAAGACACUGAAACGGCUCAUAAAACGCCGGCAAAUAUUUGAUCCCAGCUAUAAAUCAGUUGUUCUGAAGAAGCCCCAGAGCCCAAAGACUGAGACCUUGAAGACUCGGGACCUGCAGCCCAGCGUGAUUGCCUCUGGCACUGUAUCAGACACUCAGCUGCAGAUAGAGAUGAUGAGGAUGCUGAUAGAGAAACCUUUUGUAGAACUGCAGCAAAUUCUUCCAUCCCAUCCCCUGAAGAGCAGGUUCCCUGACAAGGAGCUGUGCCAGAGUCUUGUCAAAGUUGAGCUGCUCGAGUAUGUCCUGGACAUGGGCCCUGUCCUUAAGGGUUACACUGAGUCACACUCUCUGAAGAUCACCAACCCUGGGCAGAUCCAUGUAUCCUUCCAGGUCGAUGUAUCUGUCCUGCAGGACACAGGUUUCAGCGUGGGCCUGGACCAGAUGAUUUGCCUGCCCCCCAACAACAGCGUGGACUUUGACGUGCGCUUUGAAAGUGCCCACAAGCCGUAUGGUGACGUGGAAGUGGUGCUGCCCAUAGAGGUGACAGAAGGCCCUAUGUACAGCAUCCGCAUCCGUGCCACUGUGUUGGAACUGUCACUCACCCUCUCCAAGAACAGACUGCAGUUCUCUGACAUCCUUGUUGGGGACUGCCAGGUUGAGACCAUCCGACUCUUCAACUGGUUCCGAGUACCCUGCAAAUGGUUCAUUGCUUCCAACAAGCCUGCUCUGAGGAACAAUCAGCACGAGCCUUGUCCCUUUGACGUGACGCCCUCCAAAGGAACCCUUGAUCCAGGAAAGUGGCAGAACUUGCAUAUCCAGUUUACACCUGAGGAGGAGAGGUCUUACAAGAAUGAGCUGGAGCUUAUCAUUUGUGGGAGCAGCAAUCGCUUAAAGCUGCACCUCUCAGGACAAGGUCUUGAGCCACGGUUGGAGUUCAGGCCCCCAGCACUAAAGAUGGGAUGGAUGCUGGUGGACAGCAAUGGGGUGGAGGCCACAGUGGUGGUGAAGAACCCAUGCAACUUCCCCAUUGAGUUUUAUUCCCUGGAUUUUGAUGAGCAGUACCUUGAGGAGGAGAAGAUCCUGCGGAUGGCAGUGGGGUCUGAGUACCAAAAGAGCUUUUUUCUGCCUCCACGUGCCGUGGGUGAGACACUGCCUCCAGAGGUGCUGCAGAAUCAUGGAGCACAGUGGAGGCCAAAGGCUCAAGAGGCAGAGCCCAAGGCCAGGGCUGAGGCUGAGGCCAAGGCCAUGGGCAAGGCAGCAGCAGCACGUCACAGAGCUGUCCCAUUCUGUCCCGAGUCCAUGGUGAAAGAGGCUGGGAAUCCUGUCUGUCGGGCUGUCCUGCACCACCUGGGCAUUGACCCGGACUCAGGGAGUUGCGAGGCGCAGCCCCACCAAGGAGGGAUGGUUGUCAUCAUCCAUGGGCCGCCCCGGGCAGGAAAGACAGAGAUAGCAGCAGGCCUGUGUCAGUAUUACGACGCUGCUUACGUGUCCAUCGACACCGUGGUGAAAGAGGCCAUGGCCAAGGACAGGAGCCCAGCGGGGCUCCGUGCCCGGGAGCUCUGCACCCAGGCUGCCCUGGAGCUGGAAGGCAAAGAUGAAGGUGAUGCUGAUAAAAAAUCUCAGACCAAGAAUAAACGAGCCUCUGGGGAAAAAAUCAAGAAUGUCAAAGAAAAGACCCCUCCAUCACAAAAGAAGGAGUCAGCCAGCAGACUUGGUAAACAUGACAUCAAGUUCACAGUUUCCACUGCUCCUGCGCCCCAGCAGCUGAGCAUCAUCAGCAGUCGUGGGGAAGAGCUGAACUGCUUGAGCUGUGUGCUGCCCGAGGAGCUGCUGGUGGACAUCCUCAGUGAGAGGCUGCAGCGUAAAGACUGCUCCAAGGGAGUGAUCUUUGAUGGCUUGGAGAGCCUCUUUGCAAGCAGCCUGGAAUCUUCCCUACUCUGCGUACUCAAAGCUGUCAAGAAUCGUUGUCAUAUCUUCAUGGUAAACCUGCAUGAGGAUUAUGAUUCUUGGAAAGCCAGGGAGGAAGCUGAAAGAAAAAGGAAGGAAGCUGAAACCGAGAAGGAAGCUCUGCAGAGGAAAGCAGAACAUAUCUUGCAAAUAGAUGAGGAUGAGUAUGAUGCUCUCCCUAAGGAGAAGAAAGCAGAAGUGGAUAAAAUAAUCCUGGAAAGGAAGCGCAUACGGAGGAAAAAGGAGCUGAAGCAGCUGGCUCAAAAGCUUCAGGAGGAGGCAAAAGCCUUAGAGAGGCAGAAGGAGGAAAAGAAGGGUGUCUCCGUGCAGAAGCAAUCUCCAAAACCAGCGAAGGAGGAAACCAGAUCACCCGAGGGGAAGGAAGCCCCAGAGAAGGGGGAAACCAAAGCCCCUGAGACCGGAGAAACCAAAGCCCCAGAGAAAUGGGAAACCAAAGCUGCAGGGAUGGGGGAAACUGAAAUCCCAGAGGACCCAGCUGAGAUGGAGAACUUGAUCCUGAGGUUUCAGAUUUAUGAUUCAUCGCAGCAGAAUGUUGCACAGGUUUUCUCCUGCUGGGACAGGUUUCAGGGUACCGUGCAGUUACCUGUGAUCCAAAAGGGAAAGUCUCCAGCUGAAAACAAAGGUCAGAAGACCAAUAAGCCUCAGGAGAAGGUGGAGAAGAAGCCUGAACAAAAAAGUGGAGACCAAAGAAGUCUUCAGUCAUCUCAGCUGGGGACGCGAAGCGAAGCUGCCGAAGGAGCAGUCAGAGACGAGCACAUUGGGGUGCCGUGCCUGGACAUUGAGGUCUCAGAUCCAAAGGCCAUGAUUGGGCAGAUCCUGAGGGAUGGGAAGCUGCCAAAGGAAGACCAGCUGCUGAAACAUCUGGGACUGCAUCCUGAUGGCCCCCCCCUUCCCCCUGCUGCUGUGCUCUCCAUAGUCGAGUACCCGGAGGAGAGGCUGGGCUCUGCAGAGCGUGUGGAGCCCUUCAGCAUUGUGGCACCAGAAGGUGCUGCUAUAGAAGAGGAUCUGCCCAAGGCCCCAGAUGUGAAGGGCAGUUCUUCCAAGGGCCAUCCAAAGACAGGUAAAGCAACCAGCAGAGACAGCUCUGCAAAGGAGAAGCAUAUCUCCACACAGAGAGCAGAAAGUCCCCGGGAUUCCUCUGCAACAGGAUCCAAAAGUACAGUGGGAAGUGCCUCAGUCCCCACAGAAUUCCUCAGGCUGAAACGGUACCGGUGGAUAGUGCCUGCCCACGGUGAGGUGGAACUGAAGGUCAACUUCUCCGCCAAAAAGCCAGGGAGGUUUGAGCAGACACUGAGGUUUGAGCUCGUGCAGUCAAAGCGCCUGUACGAGCUGCCCUGCUGUGGCACCGGCCUGUACCCCAGCAUCUGCCAGAACCCACGGGUGGUGUUUCCACAGUGCAGGAAAACCAUGAAGGAAGACGAAGUCAUCUUCAAGGAAUACGUUGAGAGCACAAAGCAAUUCCACUUUGGACCGCUGCUGUGUGGGAAAUCAAGAGAGUGGUACAAGGCCCUGAACUGUCCUGGCAACUCACAGCAUAUAACCAUCCUCAACAACUCCCCUAUGGACAUAGAGGUCCACUUCUCCUUUGAGAAUGAUGGGGAAGCAGAGACAUUCCUUCUGGACCCUCCCAGCCUAACCCUGAAACCAAAGGAGAAGCAGGAGCUGACCAUUUGGGCAUACCCCACUUCCCUUGGCUUCCUGGAAGACAAGCUCAUCUGCAGCAUUGAGAAGAACCCAGAGCCAGUGGUCUUCAGCCUGUGCUGCUAUGGGGUGCAUGUGAAGCUGGAGAUCAGCCCCCCAGAGCUCUCUUUUGACAAGCUGCUUCUGCACAGGACUGACAGCAGGACCUUGGUCCUGAAAAACAACAGCCUGCUGCCCAUGGCCUGGCAGCUCAAUGGGCUGGAUUACCUUGCUGAGAACUUCUCCUUGUCACAAGAUAAUGGCAUCCUUGAUCCCUCCUCAGAGUUGGAAGUGACAGUGCAUUUCAAGGCUGAGCAGAUUGGCAUAAUUGAGAAGAUCCUCCGACUAGAGGUUUCAGAUGCAGAAAACAUCUUGGGGAUUGUCCACACUGAAAACAUCAAAAUCUCUGCAGAGGUCUAUGAAGUUUCUCUGACCAUUGACUUCAUACCUGAAGGUCCAGAAGGAAACUUGGAAUUUGGAACCAUUAAUGUCAUGGAUAACGUGAAGAAAGUCCUAAGUUUAAACAACAAAGGGGUAUACAACAUUGAGUACAGGUUCAUGCUGAAGGGUGCAGGUCCCAGGAUGCGAGACGCGGCAUCCCACUUCACUGUUGCGCCUCAGUCGGGCGUGCUGAUUGCCUCCCAGCCUGCUGUGAAUGUUGAGAUGCUCUUCCACCCCACCAGUGAAAUGCUCCUCAAGAACAGACCCAUCCUGUACUGCCAGGUGACAGAUGCCAGAUUAGGUCGAGGAGGCCCGGUUGUGGCUGACAUCCCACUGAAGGUGUCGGCCAAAGCCGUGUACAGCAAGUACAGCAUUGAGCCUGCCUCACCCAUCAACUUUGGAGCCAUGAUCAAGGGCACCAAGAAGAGCCAGAUUGUGGUGCUGGAGAACAAAGGCAUGCUCCACUUCAAAUUCUGCAUCCGCCAACCACCCGAGGAUGCAUCUGCAUCAGAAAGGAAAAGCUCAAAGGAAGGGGAAUCUGCUCCAUUGGCUGCUAGGCUCUCACCAGCAAGGAAAUCGAGCUCCUUCACACAGAGUCACCUCAAUCUUGGCAUGUUCACGGUGUCCCCCUGCUCCGGCUCCAUCGGUCCGUGGGGCCAGCAGAAGAUCACAGUGGACUGCUUCGCAGGGCAGGAGGGGAAAUGUGAGGAGCAGCUCUACAUUGACAUCCCGGGCAGAGACCCCAAGGAGAAUCCCCUGGGCAUUCCCUUCACCCUGAUUGCCGAGUCCUGCCUCCCAGGACUUGCUGAGGAUGUGCUGUUAAUCUUCGAGGAGUACCCGAUCUGCAGCAGCACCGACCUCGACCGCAAGAUGCAGUCGGUGAAAGGCACGGGCCUGUUCGUCAGAGAUGAGAACAGGUUCAUCUUCAACAAGGUUCUGGUUGGCCAAGAGACAGAAGCUCAUUUCAGUAUCUACAGUGCAAGCAGCCUGCCGUGUGAUGUGGUCCUCUCCAUCAAACCCCUGCCUGGAGAGGAACAAAUCCCUAUCAACAACGUUUUCAAGCUGGAUCCAGUCAAGAUGUCCGUUCCUGGCUCAUCCUAUGCUGUUGCUACAGUGACCUUCACCCCGCCAGAUGACCAGAACUACAACUGCACCUUCAAGGCUUCCCUUGUCAUCCCCAAAGGCCCUGUGAAAAUUAAACCCCAAACCGUGACCUUCACCAUCAGUGGGAAGGCGCACGAGGCGCAGCUGACGGUCGUGUGCCCCAGCGCUCGCAGCAAGAGGGGAGCGGCCGUGCUGCGCUUCAAGAGGCGCCGCGUGGGGACAUCCCAGAAGCUGCCCCUGGUCGUCCGCAACGAUGGCAUCAUACCUCUCAAGUUUAUGUUAUGCCUGGAGCACGAGUAUGGAGCAUUCUUCUUGAAGGGCAGGGCCUCCACACUCGAAGUAUUCCGCACUGAAGAUGAGGACUCCAUCAUAAAUGGGAGCAAGCCCACAAAGCCUUUCUUCCGUCUGCAUCACGGGGAAUCAGCAGAGUUUGAUGUCAUUUUCAAACCCACCCUGGCUCAACGUCUGGAAGGGGAGAUUCGUCUGUUGUUGGCGGACGCCUGCUCUAACAAGAUCCUAGUAGAGCUGGUGGGUGAAGGCCACAGAGACAGAUUCUACUUCAGAGGACUAAAGGAAGACACAGAGGAAAGGGAUGCUAAGAGCAGCCUGAAUAAAGACAUCAUUGAUGCUAUCAGAGUGAAUCACAUGGACUUUGGGCACUGUCCUGUCGGGAAGUGCUGCCACAGGACCUUCUCCAUCAGGAACCGCACCCAGCACCAGUUCCUGCGCUUUGAGUGGGAGGCAGACGGCCCAUUCCACAUCUCCCCCAAGGUGGGACACCUCCGUCCUCGCCGUUCCAAGAAGAUCAGAGUGUCCUUCAAAUCAAAUGUCCCAGUCACCUACAGGAGGCACCUUGUGAAAUGUAAGGUGACCAAGAUCGAGUUUCAGCUGCCACCAAGGAAGGUUCCGGACUGGGAUGACCGAAACUGCAUUGUCACGUGGAAGAGUACCCCCACGAAAGACCCAGGAGACAAAUUCCAUAAAAUGCAGAAGAUGGUCGAGCCAGUCCCAGAAACGGAUCACAUUGAGGUGGAGGGUAGCAGCCAGGAGGCCGAGGUGUGCUUCAGUGCUUCUGUGGCCUACACCCAGCUGAAGACGAACACCAUCGUGGUUCAGUUCAAGGACACCUUGCCCUUCCAGACAAGGACAGCCACUUUCAGAAUUCACAACACAGGGAAGGUACCUCUGGAAUACUACUGGGAGGAACCUACAGCUAGUAAACCAGUGAAGAAGGGAUACUCAGUCGCUCUGAUGCGUCGGUUCCUCUCCUCUAAAAUUGUAAAGCAUCGCAGAAAGCUGCUGCGUCGUUACUGGCGGCGGCUGGCCCGUCCUCCUAAAGUGCGGCAGUGGCCUGACAAGAAGCAGCAGCAUUCCAAGUGGUGGCAGCAGCUGCAGGGUUCCAAGCAGCAGCAGCAGGAUUCCAAGCAGCAGCAGCAGGAUUCCAAGCAGCAGCAACCUUCUAAGCAGCAGCAGCUUUCUGAGAAGGAGCAGCUGGAUUCCAAGCAGAAGAAGAGUUCCAAGAAGCAGAGCCGCUCCAAGGAACAGCAGCAGCCCGAGCAGCAGCAGCCUGAGCAGCAGCAGCCCGAGGAGCAGCAGCCCGAGGAGCAGCAGCCCGAGCAGCCAGCCCCUUCCAAGAAGAAGAAAAAGACAAAGCAUGUCUCUCUGCAGCAUAGCAGUUCCUCCAUGGAAAUCUUCCCAGAUCUGACCGAUGAAACACCGGCAGCACUGUUCUCCAUCGACCCCUACCGCGGCACCCUCGCUCCUGGCCAGAUGCAGACCUUCCACGUGCGCUUCUCCCCGAAGGCUGUGGGCAGGUUUAAGACCAUCAUGGUGUGCAGGAUUCCUAAGCUGAGGCCAAGUCAGAAGAAGGUGCGGCUGAUUUUGAGAGGCAGGGCCCGGGACAAGAAGAAGAUGAGGUUUGGUAAACCCAAACGCUCGGCGUUACGGAAGGCAGAGGAGAGCCCGAAGCCCAAGAAGAGGGUGCACUGGAAACUGCCCCCGAGUGAGAGCGUUUGUGUCAGCUGGAGCCUCCACAGGAGCCAGCAGCACCGUGCCUUCUGCUGCUGGUGGUCUCCCACCCUUCACCAGAGACCUCCGCAGCUACCCUUCCAGUGA
Molecule: messenger RNA, 11466 nt
Organism: Melospiza georgiana
Lineage: Eukaryota; Metazoa; Chordata; Aves; Passeriformes; Passerellidae
Product: hydrocephalus-inducing protein homolog
Exons: 64
Coding region: 1-11466 (3821 amino acids)
Biological process (GO): cilium movement; axonemal central apparatus assembly
Cellular component (GO): axoneme
Source: RefSeq, a predicted model, not a curated record